Molecule: messenger RNA, 918 nt
Organism: Diaporthe citri
Lineage: Eukaryota; Fungi; Ascomycota; Sordariomycetes; Diaporthales; Diaporthaceae
Exons: 5
Coding region: 1-918 (305 amino acids)
Biological process (GO): proteolysis
Cellular component (GO): cytoplasm
Molecular function (GO): aminopeptidase activity
Source: RefSeq, a predicted model, not a curated record
AUGGCGCAACAGACACAGCCGAGCGGACACGCUCAUGAAGACGCGUGGGAUGUCGACUGGCUCCGGGUUGACUCGAUUCAUGAAUUGUACUAUGAGCAAUAUGGCAAGAAAGACGGCAAGCCAGCCUUCUUCGACCCGGACCGAUACCGCGUCGUGUUGCUGGACCAGCGAGGAUGUGGAAAGUCACGGCCCAACGCCGAGACCCGCGAGAACACCACGUGGCACCUGGUGGAAGAUAUCGAGAAGCUAAGGCGUCACCUCAAAAUCGAGAAGUGGCACGUGGUGUUUGGGGGUUCAUGGGGCUCAACCCUGGCCCUUGCAUAUGCCCAGACUCACCCUGGGUCUGUCGGCUCACUCGUCCUCAGAGGCAUCUUUGCUGUCCGCCAGCUCGAGCUCAAAUGGACCCUUGUCCAGGGCGCCAACAUAUUGUGGCCCGACGCAUUUGAGGAAUUCAUAAACUUCCUUCCAGAAGAUGAGAGAAAGGAUCAUGUCCAGUCCUACCUGAAACGGCUGCUGUCAGACGACCCAGAGAUCAGCCUUCCGGCGGCGAGGGCUUGGAACAAGUGGGAGCUUUCUAUCGGCACCCUCUAUCCAAGCGCUGAAGCACUCGAGCAGCUCGACGAUGAGUCUUACCUGCUUGCUCAUGCCAGGACAGAGGUCCAUUACUUCACGAACGGCGCGUGGUUGGAGGAGGGUCAGCUGUUAAAGAAGGAGAACGUUGACAAGAUCCGCCAUAUCCCUACUACAUUGGUACAAGGCCGCUACGACGUGGUUUGUCCACCUAUAACGGCUUGGGAAUUACACAAGGCCUUCCCUGAAUCCAAGCUUCAUUGGAUUGAUGAUGCUGGUCAUAGUGUACUGGAACCCGGAAUAAAGCAGAGACUCAUACAGACAUGCGACGAGUACGCUAAGCUGUAA